Messenger RNA from Drosophila eugracilis, 1140 nucleotides. Its product is annotated as odorant receptor 23a-like. The record is from RefSeq and is a predicted model, not a curated record. Gene Ontology annotation, cellular component: plasma membrane. Gene Ontology annotation, molecular function: olfactory receptor activity; odorant binding. Gene Ontology annotation, biological process: sensory perception of smell; detection of chemical stimulus involved in sensory perception of smell. NCBI's taxonomy places the organism in Eukaryota, Metazoa, Arthropoda, Insecta, Diptera, Drosophilidae.
AUGGAGCUAAGCAAGAACCUAAGGAUCGAUUACUUUCGUAAUCAGUUGAUUGCCUGGCGAAUUUGUGGUGCCGUUGAUCUCAGCAAAGGGAACUACUGGAGCUGGGCUAUGUUCCUCGUUAUCUUUGUGUACUUACCGACGCCGAUGUUAAUGAAGGUCCUGUUUAGCUAUGAAGAUCCUUUGGAUAAUAACUUUAACUUUAGCCUGACGAUUACAUCCUUGUCCAAUUUCUUGAAAUUCUCAAUUUACACGGCCAAACUUACCAAAAUUCUAGAAAUUCAGAAGCUUAUUGCCCAGCUAGAUGCUCGGGUUUCUGGAAAGGAACAGGAACUGAAACAUCGAUACAUUUUUCAGCACACACAAAGAAUGUCGAAAAUGUUCCUGGUCACCUACACCAUUGUGUUUAUCAACGCUGCCGUUCCAUUUGUUUUCGAAAGCGAGCGCAGUCUGCCUCUACCCAUGUGGAUUCCCUUCGAUUGGAAAAACUCAAUAGUGGCCUACAUUGCUGCCUUGGCUUUCCAGGAGAUAGGAAUAUUCUUUCAAAUCUUGCAGAACUAUCCAGGGACUCCUUUUCCUCCUUUAGCCUUGUUCCUGGUUUCGGAGCAAUGCCAGUUACUGAUCCUAAGGAUUUCUGCAAUUGGCUAUGAUUCCAAGAGUCUCAAGGAGACUGAAGAGGAACUUGUCAAUUGCAUCAAAGACCAAAACACACUCUACAGAUUAUUGGACGAGGUUCAUAGCCUCAUUUCUUACCCAAUGAUGGUGCAGUUCCUAGUCAUUGGCGUUAAUAUCGCUAUAACCUUGUUCAUCCUGAUAUUCUAUGUGCAGACUUUGGGGGAUCGAAUUUACUAUGUCUGCUUUCUGAUGGCACUCACUGUGCAGACAUAUCCCUUGUGCUAUUAUGGAACCAUGGUGGAAAGUAGCUUUGCAGACCUCCACUACGCUAUCUUCUGCAGCAACUGGGUGGACCAGAGUUCUACCUAUCGAGGAUACAUGUUGAUCCUGGCAGAGCGCACUAAGCGAAGGCAGCUACUCCUCGCCGGCAACCUGGUGCCCAUUCAUCUGAGCACCUUCGCUGCCUGCUGGAAGGGAGCCUAUUCCUUUUUCACUCUAAUGGCCGACAGAGAUAGCCAAGCAUCUUAA